GCAGACAAGGACAGUGAAGCGCACAAACGAACUGCUGACUCUCAACUAACAGAUGAUAACGUGCUCUUUUCUGCCUGAACAGUGGACUAGAAAUAUCUGCCAUGCCUCUCUAACUCCGCAGCUUAUCUGAACUUAUCUGUUCAACACUCAUAAUGUGCGCACACAAAUAACUCCUCUGCCGAAAUAACUAUCCUAGUGUCCCGUACAUCGUAAGUCCCGUCAUUGCGCAUGUCCGAACACUACUUGAAUUUUUUACACUUACGACCACAUGUCUAAUCGUUUGGUCGAUUCCGAAUUAUUCGUAAAACAUGUCAAGACAUUUGGCCUUCCUUCCACAAGGAUCGAUAAGGUUGAAUAGAAUGAAUGAGGCAAAACGCUUCGUCUUCAAAGCCUGCGACAGAAUGGCUGGAGGGAAGACGUACCGCCCUGGUCGUAGACUAUGUGCAGAGUCACUGUCCAUAUGUACCGCCAUCGUAUGCGCUAUUGGCUUCUUGUAUCAGAUGUCAAGUAUCAUGAGCGUGUAUUUUCAGUACAAUUUCAGCGUUACGAUGGAGGAAAGGUAUAGGUCGAGCAUAGUCUUCCCGGCAGUGACGGUUUGCGUGGAUGGCUGGAUGGAUAGAGAAACGCUCUGCCGGCUACGCCCAGGGAAAUGCACAAAGAAUGACUUGGUACUCGCUCCAGGAUUAUACAUAGUACAGACCGACUCCAACUUACGACGCAGCGUUACAUUCGAACCUCAGGCUCUACUUUCCUGUCAGCUGACCUUCGGAGAUUCGAACUGCCCUCCAGAGAACUGCACCGACGGCUUUGCGACAACGUAUUACAGACAGCCAUCCCAACAAUGUUACACGGUCGAUAUCAACCGGUGGCUGGGAGAAAACCACACCGCUCACCAGUGCUCCAGACAGUCAAAAUGGGAACUGGAAGUACGGUACAGUUGGGAUCCGAAGAAAACUCUCCUUCUACUGCCUAUGUGGGUGUACCCGUUAGUUGUGCAUGCAACGGGAAUGUGCCCUCCUGAUAAACUAGCUAGUGUGAUGUUGCAGCCUGGAAAAAUUAUGGAAGUCACCGUUAAACAGCUUCGGACACACCGCCUGCCGGCCCCGUACAAGAGCAUGUGCACCAAUUACCGAGUGAUGGGGACAUUCCACGAGUUUCGAGGGUACCUAAACCUCGAUCUCUGCAUCCAGAAAUGCAGCAUGGAGCUUGAAGUGAAACACUGUGGCUGUAUCCUCACGACGUACGAGUUCACAGCACUCUAUCCUGCGCCCACGUGUGAAUUCACCAUAGCCGACCACUGCAAAAGCAGCCUGACAAAGAAUGGUACCUAUUUGUGGUGCAAGAAAAUAUGUGGCCUACCUUGCGAGCAGCUUCACUAUGACGUGCGAGUAGCCAGUAUCUCGGACGAAAAGGGUACAAGACAAGAAAUUAGGUCGAAGUUUACGUUGAAACUUAAGUACCGUUCCGAGACUGAAGAGUUAGUGCUGUACCAUCCGUCACUUACGGUUAAUGAGCUUCUGGCAUACAUAGGAGCUUACUUCGGUAUCUGGUUGGGCAUGUCUGUAGCAUCGCUUGUCUUGAAUCUCGAGAAAUGGGUGCGGAGACACAAGACAACAGUCGAGGAUAUAAUGAUGUGGCUCGAACGGAGGCACCACAGGUUCAUGAUGAACAGAAUUAAAAGAUGGCCAAUGCACCGCAUCAUUAUUCAAUGAAAAGGUGCUGCAGCACGCUCCUGAUUAAGUGAGAUGAUGUACGGCAAGUUGUGAAUGCACACCUCGCCCGCAAGUAGACGAAAUGAUAAAAUGCAAAGAGCAAAGACCGGCAUUACGGCACAUCGCAAGGACAACAAAGCUGGGACUCCGUAGUUUGUAAUUCAGGAACGUUUCACGUUCUGCACGUGAAAUGUCGGUUGUUCUUCGAAAACGCACUCACCUGCUGUCAUAUACGUUUUGCUGAAAGGGCCACGAAAGCUCCGGAAAUGUUCACAUAAACAUUUUUUGUCUGGUGCUGCCGACAGUUCUGAGCCGCGUUUCUGGAUUCUGUCCGGUAAAAGCUUUACAGAACACUCGCUCAGAAUAUGUAAAUGACGCUCUGGCAGAAUGCCUCACUAACUUAAAACUUCGUAAUGCAGCGAAAACAAUUAAGUGGGCAACUGUCAACGUAACCCCCACACCGCAACACUUUGAACCACGUGGCAUGUAGUUUGUAAACAUUGUUGACGAUGUCGAUUCGCAGACGCGUCGGCAAAGAGGGCGGAGACGACACACAACGUAAACUGCAGAAGCUGAAACGACAACCGAGACAAACACAACGACCGGUAAAAUAGACAACGAGAUCUGGUCGAGGCAGACCACACUUAGGGACGACACAAACAUGUAAGCCUCAUACGCCCGGAAUCAUCGAAAUGCAACAACUCAGGGAAAAGAGGCGCCUGCGUCCUCGCGUCCUGCGUUCCUGGCGUCAGCGCCUCUUUUCCCUGAGGUGUUGCAUUUCGACCGGUAAAAACCCACAAAAACACUGUUGCCCACUUAGUAUUGAAAUGCACUAUUUUCAUCCCAGGAAAAAAAAUAAAAGAAUGGGAAAUGGC
This is a messenger RNA of Ornithodoros turicata, 2587 nucleotides long. RefSeq lists its product as uncharacterized. Gene Ontology annotation, molecular function: ligand-gated sodium channel activity. Gene Ontology annotation, biological process: sodium ion transmembrane transport. The record is from RefSeq and is a predicted model, not a curated record. The transcript has 14 exons. NCBI's taxonomy places the organism in Eukaryota, Metazoa, Arthropoda, Arachnida, Ixodida, Argasidae. Gene Ontology annotation, cellular component: plasma membrane. Bases 309 to 1712 code for a protein of 467 amino acids.